This is a messenger RNA of Ricinus communis (castor bean), 1727 nucleotides long. Its product is annotated as probable beta-1,4-xylosyltransferase IRX10. Gene Ontology annotation, molecular function: glycosyltransferase activity. The transcript has 8 exons. Lineage: Eukaryota; Viridiplantae; Streptophyta; Magnoliopsida; Malpighiales; Euphorbiaceae. Bases 146 to 1507 code for a protein of 453 amino acids. The record is from RefSeq and is a predicted model, not a curated record.
AAAUGGUGAGGAUUCCCUGAUAUUGGUUAUAGACGACGUCGUUUCCUCUCAUAAUUAAGUAUCGGUUCUCUCCUUCUUCACUGCACAGUUGCUGAAACAAACUAAAAGCUAGAGGGAGCUCCAAGAAAACAACAGACUGAUCAAAAUGGGAAGCAGCUUAAACAUCACUAACAGCAGAUCACGAAUGUUGAUAUCACAUGGCCAAUGCAGCCGCACACACCAGAUCGGCGCUCUCCUUCUAAUCGUUUCCACCUUCUUUCUCACUCGCCUCGUCGACCAGUCAUUUUCUACUUGCACUUCCUACGACGUCGCAUCCCAAUCCCAAUCACACGCGCAAACCCUAGUACAUCUAAUCAACGGCGGCUAUGGAACUCACCCCUCGAUGAAAAUCUACGUCUACGAAGAGAAGGAGAUUGACGGAUUAAAAGAGUUACUUCGCGGCAGAGAUGGUAAAAUCUCGGCUGAUACUUGUGUUAAAGGCCAGUGGGGCACUCAGGUAAAAAUACACAGAUUGCUUCAAAAUUCAAGAUAUAGAACGAGAAAAAAAGAAGAAGCUGAUUUGUUUUUUGUUCCAGCAUAUGUUAAAUGUGUGAGAAUGUUGGGUGGUCUUAACGAUAAAGAAAUUAACCUCACUUAUGUGAAGGUUUUAAGUCAAAUGCCCUAUUUUAGGCGAUCUGGAGGCCGUGAUCACAUAUUCGUCUUCCCCAGUGGUGCAGGAGCUCACUUAUUUAGAUCUUGGGCCACGUACAUAAAUCGAUCUGUAAUUCUUACUCCUGAGGGGGAUCGGACUGAUAAGAAAGAUACGAGCGCUUUUAAUACAUGGAAAGAUAUCAUUAUUCCUGGAAAUGUUGAUGAUGGGAUGACCAAAAUUGGGACUACAAUUGUUAAACCCUUGCCAUUAUCAAAAAGGAAGUUCUUGGCAAAUUAUUUAGGUCGUGCGCAAGGAAAAGUCGGGCGUCUUAAGUUAAUAGAGCUUGCAAAGCAAUAUCCAGAUAAGUUGGAAUGUCCAGAGUUGAAGUUUAGUGGCCCUGAAAAAUUUGGGAAAAUGGAGUAUUUCGAACACCUGAGGAAUGCAAAAUUCUGUCUUGCUCCACGUGGGGAGUCUUCUUGGACACUUCGCUUUUAUGAGUCCUUCUUUGUGGAGUGUGUCCCAGUUUUAUUAUCAGAUCAAGCAGAGCUGCCUUUCCAAAAUGUGAUUGACUACACCCAUGUUUCAAUUAAAUGGCCAUCUACUAAAAUUGGUCCUGAACUUUUGGAGUACUUAGAAUCAAUACCAGAUGAAGAUAUAGAAAGGAUGAUAGCCAAUGGGAGACAAGUAAGGUGUUUAUGGGUAUAUGCCCCAGAAUCAGAGCAGUGUUCUGCAAUGCAAGGAAUAAUGUGGGAACUUCAGAGAAAAGUAAGGCAAUUCCACCAAUCAACUGAAACAUUCUGGCUGCACAAUCGAACUAUCGUGAAUAGAAAUAUGGUUGAAUUCUCUAGUUGGAAGCCUCCCAUGGUUUUGCCAUGAUUGUUCUACUUUAUAAUUUGCUGUAUAUCUGGAUACUCUUCACAUAUUCAAUUCUUUUUAUUCUAUAUGUUUGUCGACUGGCACUAAUUCACAGGUUUAGAGCUUUUUGGCCUCGUAUAUGCAGGGAGGUAAAAUCACAUGUCAUGUAUAGGCACCCAGACAGUGUACACUAGCGAGAAAUUUAUAAUGAUCAUGCUGUCCGUUGUAUUUUUCUGAAUCA